AGUGUGUGAUCUGUUCAACAUACUUCAGCCAUGUUAUUGUGACUCAUCGCCUUCACAUAUAUUCUCUGAACGCUGCGGCACAGAUUACUGCCCGGGGAACUUUAGCUCGCAUCUGGGCCUGUGCUACACUGUGCUGACGGAAGUCACUCCACCGGGGAGCUUCCUGAGCGCUCUAAUGUCCUGUAACAGCCUGGGGGCUGCUCUCGCCUACCCUGAGACACUCGACGUCCUCGACUUCCUGGUCGGCUUAGUUAAGACUGCAGUAGGUCCUCUCCAGGCGAAUGGUAUCAGUGUGUUGUUUGGACUAAACUUUAGACUAGACUCAACGGUUCAAGGGAUAUACGCUCCAAAUGACGACAUUCUGAGCUUGGCCCAGGGUAGCGGCGGCUCCUUCCGCAUGCUGGACAUCAAUGAAUCGCUGUACUUUAUCAGUGAAAACCUCACCUCGAUUGUACCUACGCAGUAUGCUGUGUGCCAGCUCUAUGGUCCAGAAGAGUGUUGGAACACUGCUCCUGAUGCCAUGGCCAACAUGACGAGGACUUACAACUACUCAGUUACUCUCAAUUCCACCGCCAAUUACAAGUGCUACCCUGGGUACUUCUAUGGCGGUAACGUGCUGUACACCGGGGCCACCAAGACUUGCUUGGGACAGCUGGGAGACUGGGGCUCAUCUGUGGCAAACUGUGUACCGCUUGAUGGUGAGUGAGUCAGAUUCAC
This is a messenger RNA of Procambarus clarkii (red swamp crayfish), 717 nucleotides long. The record is from RefSeq and is a predicted model, not a curated record. NCBI's taxonomy places the organism in Eukaryota, Metazoa, Arthropoda, Malacostraca, Decapoda, Cambaridae.